UGUGUUGGUUGGGAAUGCGGGCUAUCAUAUUGGCAGUCUUAGUGCUGCACUUACCAUACCGACUUGCAUCUGGCCUUCAGUUUGUCCUCACAGGAGCUUCGCGGUUACCCCAACACUGUCCUCGUAUUCGCAUGCUUGGCGCGGAUGGGGGAGACUACUGCUGCAGUAUCCCCACUAAGGAAUGCAUGGGGAGGAGCUUGCAGUCUGUACAAUUAAUGGAACCCCUGCAGGAACAGGACAUGUACCAAGAAGACAUGUCGUCGAGCGAGGUGUUGCCAUUCACCCUGCUGGAGUCCAUGUCCGCCCUGUGCAUGUACAGACAAGAGGGGCUCUGGGUGUACGAGGUGUGCUACAGGAAGCAUGUGCGCCAGUUUAGACAGCAGGACAGCUCGGGACGAAGUGAGGACUUCAGUUGCGGGUCUUACAGCGGGGACGAGCACCAAGAUGAAAGUGUUAAGGAGGAUACCAGCUCCAUGUCGUACCCUGUUCGAUAUGUUUCCCACAACUUUACUGGCGGCGCCAAGUGCGCAUUGACUGGGGAACCUCGGACUGCUGAGGUUCGCUUCACAUGUUUACCCGACAUCAAUGACAACGCCAUUGUUUCGGUGAAAGAGUUCCCGACGUGCAACUACAAGAUUCUGGUAAACGCCCAAGCUCUCUGCAAGCAUAAGGAUUUCCAACUGCCAGCUCAACUGGAUUGGACGAUUGACUGCGAGCCUAGACGCGAUUCGCCGUCUGAAGAAGGGGCCAGCUCAUCAACUGGGUGUGGGGCUGGCGGAACUGACUAAUCCUGCCUGAAGACGGCAUGGGGGUCUGUGUGUGGGGGGGGGCGGAUAUUCGCACGCAUCAUCAAGGACGAGGCCAUUCGCUCGCUGUCUGUGUUAUGAUGUGGGAAGUUCCUUGGGACGCGACUGCAGAGCGACUUCUGGCUACUAGCUGCUGUCACUGUCACGGACAUCGCGGACCUGACCUAACCACCUAAUUAUAGCCGGGAGAUGGAAGGGGAAAGACGAACCACAAACGAGUGAAGCAGCUGCCAGGGCAAGAGUGUACCAGGCGUAGAACUGACCGAAAGGCGUCCGUGAAGACGGCGACACCUCGGGAUGGAAGGGGGAAUGGAAACCGGAGUGCAAGGAAGCCGGAAACUACCUGUCCUGAGGGUGUAAAUAAUAAUAAUGUCGCUC
Messenger RNA from Volvox carteri f. nagariensis, 1184 nucleotides. RefSeq lists its product as uncharacterized. Gene Ontology annotation, cellular component: endoplasmic reticulum lumen. The transcript is spliced from 8 exons. Bases 15 to 788 code for a protein of 257 amino acids. The record is from RefSeq and is a predicted model, not a curated record. NCBI's taxonomy places the organism in Eukaryota, Viridiplantae, Chlorophyta, Chlorophyceae, Chlamydomonadales, Volvocaceae. Gene Ontology annotation, biological process: retrograde protein transport, ER to cytosol; endoplasmic reticulum unfolded protein response.